This is a messenger RNA of Wickerhamiella sorbophila, 1065 nucleotides long. RefSeq names its product 4-hydroxybenzoate polyprenyltransferase, mitochondrial. Gene Ontology annotation, biological process: ubiquinone biosynthetic process. Gene Ontology annotation, cellular component: mitochondrial inner membrane. The transcript has a single exon. Gene Ontology annotation, molecular function: 4-hydroxybenzoate polyprenyltransferase activity. Lineage: Eukaryota; Fungi; Ascomycota; Dipodascomycetes; Dipodascales; Trichomonascaceae. Bases 1 to 1065 code for a protein of 354 amino acids. The record is from RefSeq and is a predicted model, not a curated record.
AUGAUCAAGGCACCAAUGGGGAUGGUGAGCGCCCAGCUAAAGUACAGCUGGAGAGUCACAGGCCCUAAGCUCUUUACUAGGGGUGUUUCUACUGCGGAAAAUGCCAAGGUCGUCUUGGAGCCGGCCCCUGAAAAUAAGGGCAAACCGCCAACCAUGCCAGAGCGCUUCGUCAACAGUUUGCCUGCUAACUGGCAGCCAUAUGCUCGCCUUUCCCGUCUCGACAAACCGAUUGGAACCUGGCUACUAUAUACACCAGGUACCUGGUCUAUCACAAUGGCAGCCUAUGCUACUGGGGCACCGGCCAUGCAGACAGUAUACAUGUUGGCACUUUUUGGUGUAGGUGCCCUUGUGACUCGUGGUGCUGGUUGUACUAUUAAUGAUAUGUGGGAUCGCAAGCUCGAUGCUGGUGUGGCCCGAACAAUGCUUCGGCCGCUUGCCUCUGGCCAGGUGACCAUGCCCCAAGCCUGGGGCUGGCUGGCUGCCCAGUGUUUUGGCGGACUUGGAAUUUUACUCCUGCUACCUCCAGCUUGUUGGCUUUUGGGUGCAGCCUCAAUGAUCCCAGUUUUCCUGUACCCUUCAUUCAAAAGGUUCACAUACUACCCCCAAGCUUGUUUGUCUUUCUGUUUCACGUGGGCCGCUUUGCUCGGGUUUCCCGCAAUGGGAAUGAUGAAUUGGCCUGCUAUGCUUAGUCUCUGGGGCUCCUCUUUCGCAUGGUGCAUGAUUUACGACACCAUCUAUGCACACCAGGACAAACUGUUUGACAUCUCUGUUGGCAUCAAAAGCACUGCCCUCAAAUGGAAAGAGCGCAGCAAAGAAAUCAUGUACCGCUACGAAGUUGUCCAGAUCGGACUGCUUGCUCUUUCUGGCGCAAUUGUUGGCAUGGGCCCUGGAUUCUUCGCAGCUACUGGAUAUGCCGCAUACAGAAUUUGGGAUAUGAUCAAACGGGUGAACCUGGACGAUCCUUCGAAUUGCUGGCAGUGGUUCCUUCGUAACAUUUACACUGGCCAUGCAAUCUUUGGUGGUGCCCUCUUCGAUUAUGGUAUGCGCAUCCUUGGUGUCUAUUAA